Messenger RNA from Gastrolobium bilobum, 2379 nucleotides. RefSeq lists its product as uncharacterized. The transcript has 4 exons. NCBI's taxonomy places the organism in Eukaryota, Viridiplantae, Streptophyta, Magnoliopsida, Fabales, Fabaceae. Gene Ontology annotation, molecular function: zinc ion binding; nucleic acid binding. The coding region runs from base 1 to 2379 and encodes 792 amino acids. The record is from RefSeq and is a predicted model, not a curated record.
AUGAGUGAGAGAGAGAAAGGUGAUCAUGGGAAGAAUCCUGGCAAAUCAAGUGAAGAACUUGACAUUCUUCAAAGAAGUAAUAAGAGGAAUAAAGGUGAGGGAGAUCAGUUUUCAAAUGAUGUAUCUAUGAUACCUAGACAUGAAGGUUGGAUGGAAGAUGAGAAUGGCCAACGUUCAACCUGGAGGGAAAUUCUGAUGCGUCAUAAUGGAGAAGAUGAUGAAUGGGAAGGAGAGGCGUCUGCCGAGGAAGACUUAGAUGGGGAGGAACCUGCUGAGGAAGAGGAUGUCAACCAUGGAGGAAUUAAGAUGUGGGAGGAAGAUUAUGGGUGUACUUAUUUUAGUUGCACCAAAAGAGCAAGGAAGAGAAUGAGGAAACCUUGGGAGAAAGCUCUGAUUGUUAAACUCCUUGGGAAGAAAAUUAGGGUGGAGUUUAUGAAGAAAAAAAUAAAUGUCUUAUGGGCUAGAAAAGGCAAAAUCAAUGUCACUGAUAUUGGUAAUGACUUUUUCGUAGUCCAGUUUAGUGAGAAGGAUGAUCUCAAUUUUGCGUUGAACGGUGGUCCAUGGAUUGUUUUGGGUCAUUAUUUAUCGUUGAGGAAGUGGGAACCAACUUUCAGACCUAAUAGUGCUGGAAUUGCUAAGAUUGCUGCUUGGAUUCGUCUACCGGAUAUUCCCAUUGAAUUCUAUGAUGAAGCUUUUUUUAGAAGGAUUGGAAACUGGUUAGGCAAGAUGAUCAAGGUAGACAGCAAUACAAAUGCUCAUGUAAGAGGACGGUUUGCAAGAAUAUGUGUGGAACUGGACCUAUCUCAGCCAUUAAAGGGUGAUUAUGUGCUGGAAGGAUUUACCAAACAAAUUGAGUAUGAAGGAUUAGGGCUCAUUUGUUUUGGUUGUGGGAAAUAUGGACAUAGCACCGAGAAUUGUUCAGCUGCUCCAAAGCAACGCAGUUCAUCCGAUAUUCAUAAUGACGAUCAAAUUCAUCAAGAGGAACCUGGCAACUCAGAAUUCCAUCGAAGCAAAGGAUUGGGACCUUGGAUGGUUGUUAACCGUCAACGCAGGAGCCGGCAACCUCCUCAGACGACCGGUGCAGUCCAGCCAGGCGCUGAUAAUCAUGGUGAUAAGGAGGAAAUUACGCAAUCACGGUUUGCAAUCUUAACAGCUGGACCUAUUAAUGAGGAGGAUCAUAAUCAAAUAAUUAAUUCUGUUACUCCUCAUAUGGGGGCCCCUCAGUUUGAAAUUCCUCAGAAAAUAUGGACUAAAUCCAAAAAGUCCAAAGAUACCCCUAGGACUAAAUCAACGGUUCCUACUAUGCAUGCGGCUCGUUCUUCAAGCACGGGUAAGAGGUGUCCAGUCCAGAGUGAAAAUCGUGAAAAUCGUACUCCCGUUCCACCAUCUCCAUCAAUUGCUACUCCCAUGGCGGUUAGUCCUAUGCAAGCAAAUCAACAUGAUCAGGAAAAUGGGAUGAAAGCAGAUAGCACUUUGAACCAGAAUCAAGAGCAGUUAUAUGACACAUUUCAUAAAACUGGUCCUGAUAUAUCAGUUGACAACAGCAGCGACAUCCAAAAUCCUGAAACCUCAACCAUCUCUACGUGCAUGGAGGUGGACAGAGUUCACCAGGAAGAUAUUUCAAGAAUGAAGGAUGCAAGAACCUUGGAGGGAGCAGUGAAACCCCAUUUUCAAAAAUCGCUUUUUCUGUUUACUAGGAAAUAUAAGCCUAGUAUUGUAGUGAUUCUAGAACCUCGGUGUAGUGGUCAAAAAGCUUCUGACAUUAUCCGAAAAUCUGGGUUUAAGCAUGCUUUUGUUCAAGAGGCAGAAGGUUACUCAGGGGGUAUUUGGAUCCUCUGGAAUGAUGAGACUGAUCUCGUUGAAAUUCUGCUGGAUCUUGGAGGAUCAGGUCCUUGGUUUACAUGGAAGGGUCCGAAGUUUCUUCAUCUUGAUCGUGUUUUUAAGAGGCUGGACCGAGCCUGUGCUAAUGCAAGUUGGAAGACUACCUUUACUGAUGCUGGCGUUAAGGUACUUCCACGGAUUUAUUCUGAUUAUAGUCUCAUUUUGGUCUACUUGUCUAACUUGGACACAGGUUGGAAAAAUCGUCCCUUUCACUUUGAGAUUGCUUGGAUGGAGCAUUAUAACUUUACUCAGUUUCUGGCUAGGAGCUGGAAUGUUGUGAAAGACACUAGAACGAAUCUGCAUGAUCUGACUCCAAAUUUAAAAAGAUGGAACAAGAUAGUCUUUGGCAACAUUUCCAAUAGGAAGACUAACCUAUUGCAUAGUAUUGCAGAAAUUCAGAAUCAUGUUGAUUAUCAUACCAACUUAUCUCUCCAAUCUAGAGAAAAGGAGGUUAGGAAGGACCUUGAUGCGGUUCUCAUACAAGAAGAGAUCUUAUGA